GAAGCAAAUUUACGAAUCCUACUACGGCCACGCCAAGACCCGCGCUUCAAUAGCAUUUAUUGGCCAGGCGUCCAUGCUUACGCAAAGUAACGUAACCCCAUUUGUACAGGUCCUAUCCCCUGACCAAUCGGCUAUCCUAACCUUAACCACUCGAGGUCAAAUGCCUAACCCCAACCAAUCGAGCUGCUUCAUAGGGCGGGUCUUGGUGUGACCGUAGUAGGAUUCGUAAAUUUGCGUGCCGGAAGUGAUGCUGACAGCUCCGAGAAGUAACGUUAGCUACGUGUUGGUACCCUCUAUACAUACAUGGUUGGUACUCGCAUAAACUUCGGUUUCACUUUUGCAGCCAUGUCAGUGUUGUUUGUUGGAACGAAACCAAAUGUUAACUCGACAAACCGUCUGAAUUUUACCAGUGGGAUACACACCCGUCGCACCGCUUCUGUCUGAGUGCUAAGCAGGAGAGAAGCUUGGUGAAAGAGGAUGGAUGGCGUCAGCUGGAGCACCACACGGGCCCAGGAGUCGUUCAGCCGCUCGAGGACAGCAGGAGACACACUGUCCAGGCUCGCCAACUUCAUUGCACGGGCUGACACAAAACCGCACACACCAAACAAGAGGCAGCAGCCAGCCCACUUGCCCUACGCUUGCCAAGAAUGUGGUAAGAGCUUCCCAUAUCCGACUGAUCUGUUGGAGCACCAGGAACUAAAACACACAUUACCCAAGCCUCACCAGUGUCUCUAUUGUGGGCAGGAGUUCUCCCUGCGCUCAUCCUUACAGCUACAUAAGUGCAAUCACGAUUCUUCCCCGUGUGAACUUUGUCAUGGAGAGACACAGCCGGGUUCUCCGUGCCCUGCAUGCAAUCUAACCUCAGAUCCUGGCAGGCUGCAGGACAAGUCACCUCACCGCCAGCCUCACCUCAGUAGCCCUUACGCAUGUGCCCUGUGUGGGAGAGGCUUCAGCCAAAAGCAGGCUCUGCUACACCAUCAGCAAGCUGGUUGUAGUGAACCGCCAUUCCCAUCUGAUAUAGUUGAUGCCGGUAGCCUUCCAGAUGACUCUCCACCAGUUUCUGAGGGAGACUCGACCUGCUCUGAUUCUUCAGACACCCCAGGGCCUAGCAGCAGAGCUGUAAGUGUGUGCCAAUUCUGUUCGAAAACGUUCCGCACGGAGGCUGGACUGCAACGCCAUAAACAAACAAACCACUCAGAGGAGCGGCUGAUGGCUACACAGGGACAAAAGACCAGAGGAGAAGGUGCGGGUGGAGAAGAGAGCAAAGGUGGGAGCACCAAGGUGAAUGGAAAUGUAAUUAAAAUGACAAAAUCCAAAAAAAAGCCUUUGGCCUGUCGCUCUUGCGACAUGGUCUUCGGGAGCACCUCGAUGCUGUACGUGCACAGAAAAGAAAAGCACAGCAGAGAGAAAAACACCAGGAGAGAACCACGGCCACGGCCAGUCAUCAUCAAGCGCAGAAAAGGAGGCGCGUAUCCGUGUCAGGUCUGCGGUAAAGUCUUCGUCCAUCAUUUGUCACUUCGGGCACAUUACAAACAGCACACAGCCUCAAGCUUCAACGCAAUCAAAAACAAAAGCCCGCCUGAAGGAUGUACCACCAAAGAGUCUGAGUUAUCAGAAAAUAGACCAAAUGAAGUAAAACCCAGCACAGCAGAAAACAAGACUGUAAAGGCUGGUCGAGGGAGGCCCAGGAAAACGGCCAGAUUAAAGAACAAGGUUACGGAUCCAGAGAGAUGCAGAGAAGUGCCUGAAGUGAAGGAGGAGGAGGAGGACGAACAGGACGAACAGGAGAGGGAGUUCCCGUGCCCCUCCUGUGCAGAGGUUUUCUCUCUGCAGUCGCAGCUAAGGGAGCAUGUGGAGCUCCACCAGUCAUCCGUGAAGAGGAGACAGUGCAGUGUGUGCGUAAACGAGAUGGACACCUGUAAAUGGCCCGGCUCAAAGAGGCAGAGGCUGUACCACUGUGUGCCUUGCCAGCAGGGUUUCUCAGCACUGGACACUUUCCUAGAACACUGUCAGAAGCAUCUGCGAGUCCGUGUGGAGGAGGACAGCGUCACUGAGGGCUACACACAUCAGGCCAGCAAAGCCUGAGGUCCAGUUUUGAAUGUCAUCAGCGAUUUGCCUUUUUGCCUUCAAGGGUUAGAGAGCGGAGAGUGAUUUAUGAAUGAAAUUCUUGUAUGUUGAUCAACCAGUUCAUUGAUUGAGCAUUCAGAACACCUUGUUUUUAUAACUUACAUAUCAAGGAAUAAAUUGUUAAAGUACCAUAGCAGGAUUUUUGCAUGUUUUUACUAGGGCUGCUCGAUUAUGGGG
Molecule: messenger RNA, 2304 nt
Organism: Sander lucioperca (pikeperch)
Lineage: Eukaryota; Metazoa; Chordata; Actinopteri; Perciformes; Percidae
Exons: 2
Coding region: 478-2085 (535 amino acids)
Biological process (GO): regulation of transcription by RNA polymerase II
Cellular component (GO): nucleus
Molecular function (GO): DNA-binding transcription factor activity, RNA polymerase II-specific; RNA polymerase II transcription regulatory region sequence-specific DNA binding
Source: RefSeq, a predicted model, not a curated record